AUGAUUUUCGACCGGCGUUUCUUCGCCCUGGUCAUCUUACUCUGCAUUGCGGUGAUUCGUGCCAAGGAGACAUCUUCUGAUGAUGAGUUAAACUAUGAAAUGGACGAAGGAGUCGUUGUUCUAACGGAUAAGAACUUCGAUGCAUUUCUCAAGAAAAAUCCAAGCACUUUAGUCAAAUUCUACGCUCCAUGGUGUGGACAUUGCAAACAUUUGGCACCAGAAUACGAGAAAGCCUCUUCCAAAGUUUCCAUCCCGCUCGCUAAAGUUGAUGCAACAGUAGAAACUGAACUCGGAAAGAGAUUCGAAAUUCAAGGAUACCCAACUCUUAAAUUCUGGAAAGACGGGCAAGGUCCAUCUGAUUAUGAUGGAGGUAGAGAUGAAGCAGGAAUAAUUGAAUGGGUUGAAUCAAGAGUUGAUCCAAACUAUAAGCCACCACCAGAGGAGGUUGUUACUUUGACAACUGAAAACUUCGAUGAUUUCAUCACAAAUAACGAAUUAGUGCUUGUCGAAUUCUAUGCUCCAUGGUGUGGACAUUGUAAGAAGCUUGCUCCAGAAUUCGAGAAGGCUGCUCAAAAAUUGAAAGCUCAAGGAUCUAAAGUUCGUCUUGGAAAGGUUGAUGCCACUAUUGAGAAAGACUUGGGAACAAAGUACGGAGUGAGCGGAUAUCCAACAAUGAAAGUUAUCAGAAAUGCUAGAAGAUUCGAUUACAAUGGACCACGUGAGGCUGCAGGAAUCGUCAAGUAUAUGACCGAACAAUCGAAGCCAGCUGCCACGAAACUCACCAAACUGAAAGACAUCGAACGAUUCAUGAGCAAGGAUGAUGUUACCAUUAUCGGAUUCUUCGCAACGGAAGACUCAUCGGCUUUCGAAGCCUUCUCUGAUUCCGCCGAAAUGCUUCGUGAGGAAUUCAAGACAAUGGGGCAUACAUCUGACCCUGCUGCUUUCAAGAAAUGGGAUGCUAAACCAAAUGAUAUCAUCAUCUUCUAUCCAUCCUUGUUCCACAGCAAAUUCGAACCAAAGAGCAGAACCUACAACAAAGCUGCUGCCACUUCAGAGGAUCUUCUGGCAUUCUUCCGUGAACAUUCAGCUCCACUUGUUGGAAAGAUGACGAAGAAGAAUGCUGCUACGAGAUACACAAAAAAACCAUUAGUUGUAGUCUACUAUAAUGCUGAUUUCUCUGUUCAAUAUAGAGAAGGAAGUGAAUAUUGGAGACAAAAGGUUUUGAACAUUGCUCAGAGAUACCAAAAAGACAAGUAUAGAUUUGCUGUAGCUGAUGAAGAAGAAUUCGCCAAAGAGCUUACUGAACUUGGACUAGGAGAUUCUGGACUCGAACACAACGUCGUUGUUUUUGGUUAUGAUGGAAAGAAAUACCCCAUGAGUGCAGAUGAUUUCGAUGGAGAACUCGAUGAAAAUCUUGAAGCUUUCAUGAAACAAAUCAGCAGUGGAAAAGCGAAGGCUCACGUGAAGAGUGCUCCAGCUCCAAAAGAUGAUAAGGGACCUGUAAAGACUGUGGUUGGAUCGAACUUUGAUAAAAUUGUGAAUGAUGAAUCAAAGGAUGUUCUUAUUGAAUUCUACGCUCCAUGGUGUGGGCACUGUAAGAGCUUCGAACCAAAGUACAAGGAUCUUGCUCAAGCAUUGAAGAAGACUCAACCAAAUGUAGUCCUCGCUAAAAUGGAUGCUACAAUCAAUGAUGCACCAAGCCAAUUCGCUGUUGAAGGAUUCCCAACUAUUUACUUUGCUCCAUCCGGAAAGAAGGGUGAACCAAUCAAAUACUCCGGAAAUCGUGAUUUGGAAGAUCUGAAGAAGUUCAUGGCAAAGCACGGAGUCAAGUCGUUCCAAAAGAAAGAUGAGCUAAUGUCCGCCAUCGAAGUUACCGCUGACGCUGCCUCCACCUGGGACUGGCCACUUCAACACAACGACGGAGUUGUCAAGGUCCACAACACUAAAGAAAAGUUCGAAGUUGGACUUGAUGUUCAAUUUUUCACUCCAAAGGAAAUUGAGGUUAAGGUCUCCGGACAAGAACUUCUCAUUCACUGCCGUCACGAGACCCGCAGUGAUAACCACGGAACCGUUGCUCGUGAAAUCAACCGUGCCUACAAACUCCCAGAUGACGUCGAUGUCUCCACUGUCAAGUCUCACCUCGCUACUCGCGGAGUUCUCACCAUCACCGCCUCCAAGAAGGCUUAA
Caenorhabditis remanei is the source of this 2187-nucleotide messenger RNA. RefSeq lists its product as uncharacterized. The record is from RefSeq and is a predicted model, not a curated record. The coding region runs from base 1 to 2187 and encodes 728 amino acids. The transcript has 6 exons. Gene Ontology annotation, cellular component: cell surface; endoplasmic reticulum. Gene Ontology annotation, biological process: response to endoplasmic reticulum stress; protein folding. Gene Ontology annotation, molecular function: protein disulfide isomerase activity. Lineage: Eukaryota; Metazoa; Nematoda; Chromadorea; Rhabditida; Rhabditidae.